Molecule: messenger RNA, 2394 nt
Organism: Pecten maximus
Lineage: Eukaryota; Metazoa; Mollusca; Bivalvia; Pectinida; Pectinidae
Exons: 3
Coding region: 126-1583 (485 amino acids)
Biological process (GO): DNA integration; DNA recombination
Molecular function (GO): DNA binding
Source: RefSeq, a predicted model, not a curated record
GCCAGAUGGGGUGCAUUUGAACAAUUCCUGUGGGCUACCUAAAUAUAUCAGGAGUGUUCGGGGAGCGGUUCUCUCAUCAUAUCGGAGAAUUUCCAAUUAGAUCAACCACGAUAUGGAGAAUAACCAUGCCACCUACACGACCAUCUAGAAAGGCCAAGGAACGGCAUGCAUUGGUACGUCCUGGUAGGAGACAAAGAGCAACAAACAUCAGCGAAGAUAUUGAGGAACAGGUGACGAUUGUGGGGAAUUCGCCUAACCAAGACACAGCAUCAGCCUCCAGUGCCUUAAUAGCACUGCCACCAUCACCAGCCAUUCCUGGGGUGUCAGAAUUGGCUGCUGAAAUGCUUAGACAGAUGAAGGCAGAUGGACUGAUAAUGAGGUCAGCAAAUCUGAUGGGGCCAACUGUGCCCGUACCUGCCACAUCUACUGCCCCUCAAACCCAUACAACGCCUCAAGCCACCAUGAGUCAUUCCUCCACAGCAAGGGAAGGUCUUACCUCAGUGGAACGGCCAGAACAGGUCGGAGUAGCCAUCUCUGAUGUAAACUCCAGCACAUUUGCCACAGAAGCCAUCAGUUCCCUGACAGGUCCAACAAUUUCGGCGCUCAGCUCCCAACAUGGACACCGAUCCGACCCCAAUUCCGGAACAACUAUUACUAAUUUAAGUGCAAGAGUACAUCAGCUCAUUGAUGCGGCAUUAUCAAAAGGCUCAAAACAGUUAUAUAGAAGAGCCUUCACAUUGUAUUCUCAGUUUGUCGUUGAUCAACUGCAUGUGGAAUGCUGUCUGCCCAUAAGCGUUCAUUAUCUAGCUUUAUUCAUCGCUAGUUUAGUUGACACAGGUUUGGCAUCAUCAACCAUUCACAGUUACAUAUCAGCAAUUUCCUAUAUUCACAAAUUAGGCGGUUUUUCAGAUCCUACACAGUCUUUUCUUAUACGAAAAAUGCUAGUGGGUUUGCAUAAAGGGGGAAACAAACCAGAUUUUAGGCAGCCAAUCACGCUGGACAUCUUGCACAAGAUUGUGACCUCAUUAUCGAAAACAUGUACAUCUUAUUAUGACAUGAUCAUGUUCAAAUCCAUGUACUUGUUAGCUUUUCAUGCCUUCCUUCGCAUCGGGGAAAUAGCUUACAAUGGGAAUGCCCAAAACGUUCUUCAGCUCAGCAAUAUUCAGUUUUAUAGGCUUGGGGAUGUUUUUCCAUUUAGGUUAGAAAUUUGUUUCAAAUCCUACAAAGGGCAUUAUAACUGCACUCCGGUGACUCUGACUAUUAAAGUUCAACAAAACAUUGAAUUUUGUCCUGUCCAAGCCUUAUUUCAGUAUUUAAAAUUAAGGGGCUCUUCUGAAGGUCCUAUCUAUAUUCAACCAAACAGAAAAGCUGUGACUUAUCAGUGUUUUUGUAACAUGCUAAAGCAGACUCUGUUAGUAGCCCAGUACGAUCCUACACGGUAUAGAAGUCACAGCUUCAGAAUAGGAGCAGCAAGUACUGCAGCCAGUCGUGGUAUUUCUGAAGCAGACAUACAAGCAAUGGGCAGGUGGCAUUCCAAUGCAUUUAAGCGAUAUAUUCGUAUUCCCACAUUACAAAUAGAGUAGAAAGAAAGUUAGCUUUCAUAACCAACUGCCGUUGAAUGCAGGGCAUUCCUGGCAAGUCGGAAGUGAAAUGUGUUUUGUACAAUUUAUUGUGAAUUUUUAUAAUGCUAGGUUAACGUUGUAGAUUUGCUAUGUUGGAUGCAGGGCAUCCCUAUAGUAUUUGGAUUAUUAUUUAAAAGUUUUACAUAUAUUGGAAUUGCCUGUCUCCUGUCAUAUUUUUUAUUGUAACUUAAUGUUUGUUAGUUUGUAAUAGAUCAUGAGCUGGUGUACAUUUACUUUAUACUGUUUGAACUUUCCCCAUCGUUGGUAUAUAUUAAGUCCGUACCAGGUGACAAUGGACAACUAUUCUGGUAUGUUUAGUAUGGUUGGACAGGAUGUAUACUGAUACACACCAUGCUUUCGAGAAAGACUACAGCAGCUAGUAUGGUAAUUGUGAUUCCCUCAAAUGCAGGACUUAUUGAGGAGAAAUGAACUUUUCUUAUGAUACAAUCAAUUUCGGGUAGUUUCAUACUCCCCUAUAUGUGUAAGGACUGUACACAUCGCGUAGGCAGCUUGGAGUGAGGCACUUCUGCUGCUUUGUUGCUGUAUAUAUAACACAUGAUGAACUAUUACAAACAGUUUUUAGUCUCCUUAAUCUGAAGGUGACCACGAUUCAUUCCUUUCGUUUUCUGUAUUAACAAAUCUAUUCAUGUACAAAUAGUACGAAGGUUGCAUGUUUUAUACGAGGUUGUGUUUUUCAAAGUUUUGAACUUAUCAAUUUUUCUCUUUUAAUUAAUUACAUUUAAUUGUUCAUUUGAGUACAGCCAGCAGCUCG